This is a messenger RNA of Oncorhynchus masou masou (cherry salmon), 5199 nucleotides long. Its product is annotated as cytosolic 10-formyltetrahydrofolate dehydrogenase-like. Bases 149 to 2857 code for a protein of 902 amino acids. Gene Ontology annotation, biological process: 10-formyltetrahydrofolate catabolic process; biosynthetic process; one-carbon metabolic process. NCBI's taxonomy places the organism in Eukaryota, Metazoa, Chordata, Actinopteri, Salmoniformes, Salmonidae. The record is from RefSeq and is a predicted model, not a curated record. Gene Ontology annotation, cellular component: cytoplasm. Gene Ontology annotation, molecular function: aldehyde dehydrogenase (NAD+) activity; formyltetrahydrofolate dehydrogenase activity. The transcript has 23 exons.
CCUAAUGGCUGUUACAGUCGCUCACAUGCAGCAACCAGCCUUCUGACAUUCUGGCCCGAAAUAAAGAGCAACGGUGUCCACACGAUCCCUCUCUGCACGCCAGUAGGGGAGACUUUGGCCAGCAUUAAAGUAAGGUUUGUGAUCGCUCAUGAUGAGGAUAGCUGUGAUUGGUCAGAGUGUUUUUGGCCUGGAGGUGUACAAGGAGUUGAGGAAGGAGGGCCACACCAUCGUUGGAGUGUUCACUAUACCUGACAAGGAUGGCAAAGCCGACCCUCUAGGCGCGGAGGCUGAGAAGGAUGGCGUGAACGUCUUCAAGUUCCCACGCUGGCGCCUGAAGGGGAAAGGCAUCCCGGAGGUGGUGCAGGUCUACAAGGCCACGGGGGCCGAGCUCAACGUCAUGCCCUUUUGCUCCCAAUUCAUCCCCAUGGAGGUCAUCGACCACCCGGCCCACGGUUCCAUCAUCUACCACCCCUCCCUGCUGCCCCGACACAGGGGGGCCUCCGCCAUCAACUGGACCUUGAUCCACGGGGACAAGAAAGGUGGGUUCACUGUGUUCUGGGCGGAUGACGGACUCGACACUGGACCAAUCCUGCUGCAGAGGGAGUGUGAUGUGGAGCCUGAUGACACUGUCAACACCAUCUACAAGAGGUUCCUCUUCCCUGAGGGAGUGAAAGGCACAGUGGAUGCAGUGAGGCUGAUCGCAGCAGGGAAUGCCCCAAAGAUCGUCCAGCCAGAGGAGGGAGCCACCUAUGAGGGGAUUCAGAAGAAAGACAAUGCCAAGAUUGACUGGAACCAGUCUGCACAGGUCCUACACAACUGGAUCAGAGGAAAUGACAAGGUGCCUGGAGCCUGGGCAGAGGUUGAUGGACAGAAGGUGACGUUCUACGGUUCCUCUCUGCUAGACAGUGGUGCAACUGCUAUUGGUCAGCCCCUGGAGAUCCCUGGUGCCAGUCAACCCGGUCUGGUCUCUAAGGCAGGCCUGAUGCUGUUUGGCAACGACGGCAAAGCGUUGCUAGUGAAGAACCUGCAGUUUGAGGAUGGGAAGAUGAUCGCGGCGGCAAGGUACUUCAGCUCGGGGAGCUGCGCUUCUGUGGAGCUCACUGAGGAGGAGAAGGCCUUCGCUGAGCAAAUGAGGGGUGUGUGGAAGAGCAUCUUGACUAAUGUGGAUGUCAUCGAGGACUCCACUGACUUCUUCAAGUCUGGGGCUGCUUCUAUGGACGUGGUCAGACUGGUAGAGGAGGUGAAGCUGAGAGCCAGUGGGUGUCAGCUGCAGAAUGAGGACGUGUACAUGAACACCACCUUCCACUUCAUCCAGAUGUGUGUGAGGAAACUCCGAGGGGAGGAUGACGAGGAGGAGCUGGUCGUUGACUACGUGGAGAAGAACAUCAACAACAUGACCAUCCGGAUGCCUCACCAGCUCUUCGUCAACGGGGAGUUUGUGGACGCAGAGGGAGGGAAGACGUACAAGACCAUCAACCCCACAGAUGGAACAGCUAUCUGUGAUGUGUCUUUAGCUCAAGCCAGUGACGUGGACCGAGCUGUAGCGGCCGCCAAGGAGGCGUUCGAGGAGGGAGAGUGGGGAAAGAUAAACCCCAGAGACAGAGGCAGACUCCUAUAUAAGCUGGCUGACCUGAUGGAGGAGCACCAAGAGGAGUUAGCCACCAUAGAGUCCAUGGACUCUGGGGCCGUAUACACACUGGCCCUGAAGACCCAUGUAGGCAUGUCCAUCCAGACCUUCCGCUACUUCGCUGGCUGGUGUGACAAGAUCCAGGGCUGCACCAUCCCCAUCAACCAGGCCCGACCCAAUCGCAACCUUACCUUCACCAAGAAAGAACCAAUCGGAGUGUGUGCUAUCGUAAUUCCCUGGAACUACCCUCUCAUGAUGUUGGCCUGGAAAACAGCUGCCUGUCUGGCUGCUGGUAACACUGUGGUCCUCAAACCUGCCCAAGUGACUCCACUGACAGCGAUGAAGUUUGCUGAAUUGGCUGCGAGGGCAGGAUUCCCCAAGGGAGUGAUCAAUAUCCUCCCUGGAUCAGGUGCUCUGGUGGGCCAGCGUUUGUCCGACCACCCGGACGUCCGGAAGCUUGGCUUUACUGGCUCCACUGAGAUAGGGAAACACAUCAUGAAGAGCUGUGCAGUCAGUAAUGUGAAGAAGGUGUCCCUAGAACUGGGGGGUAAAUCUCCACUCAUCAUCUUCAGUGACUGUGACAUGGACAAGGCCGUCCGCAUGGGAAUGAGUGCUGUAUUCUUCAACAAGGGAGAGAACUGCAUUGCAGCAGGCAGACUCUUUGUGGAAGAGAACAUCCAUGACCAGUAUGUCAAGAGAGUGGUGGAGGAGGUUAAGAAGAUGAAGAUUGGAGAUCCUCUGGACCGCUCCACAGACCACGGACCCCAGAACCACAAGGCCCACUUGGACAAGCUGGUGGAGUACUGCCAGACAGGCGUGAGGGAAGGCGCCACUCUGGUGUGUGGGGGCAAACAGGUCUCCCGCCCAGGAUUCUUCUUUGAGCCCACCAUCUUCACCGAUGUUCAGGACCACAUGUACAUUGCUAUAGAGGAGUCGUUUGGCCCCGUCAUGAUCCUCUCCAAAUUCAAGAGCGGGGAUGUGGACGAGGUUCUGCGGAGGGCCAAUGCCACUGAGUAUGGCCUGGCAUCAGGAGUGUUCACCCGUGACAUCAGCAAGGCGCUGUAUGUCAGCGAGAAGCUCAACGCCGGCACCGUCUUUGUCAACACCUACAACAAGACGGACGUGGCAUGUCCCUUUGGCGGAUUCAAGCAGUCCGGCUUUGGCAAAGACCUGGGACAAGAGGCUCUUAACGAAUACCUGAAGACCAAGGCUGUCACUGUAGAGUACUAAAUAUACAGCUCUGGAAAAAAUGAAGAGACCACUACAAAAUUAUCCGUUUCUCUGGUUUUACUAUUUAUAGGUAUGUUUUUGGUUAAAAUGAAAAUGUUUGUUUUAUUCUAUAAACUACUGACAACAUUUCUCCCAAAUUCCAAAUAAAAAUAUUGUAAUUUAAGAGCAUUUAUUUGCCGAAAAUUUGAAUAAUCAAAAUAACAAAAAUAUGCAGUGUUGUCAGACCUUGAAUAAUGCAAAGAAAAUAAGUUCAUAUUCAUUUUUAAACAACAUAAUAUCGUUUUAACUUAGGAAGAGUUCAGAAAUCAAUAUUUGGUGGAAUAACCCUGAUUUUCAAUCAGACUGAUCCUCCACCAAAUUUCACAGUGGUUGCGAGACAGAGCAUGCCAAGACGCAUGAAAGCUGUAAAACCAGAGACAUUGAUAAUUUUGCAGUGGUCUGUUAAUUUUUUCCAGAGUUAUAGAGAGAUGUGUGGUAGCUACCCACUGGGCACAGACGUCAGUUCAACAUCUAGUUUUGAUUUGCAUUUGGUUGAGUUGUCAACUAACACGAAUUCAACCCAAGAAAUUCACCAUGUCAUUGGAUUUAGGUUAAAAGUUUGGUAAAAAAUCCAAGCAGUUUUCCUGUUGAUUCAACGUUAACACAUUAUUAUAUAUCUUUUUUUAAAUGGCUUGGAAACAAUGUUGAUUCCAAACUGUUUUUGCCCAGUGGGUUUUCUCUCUUUAUAAUCAGACCAUAUGUCACUAAGCAAUUUCCUGAACUAAAUGUGAACGAUAGACGAGGCUGACAGGAAACCUAAUACCUCCACAUGCCCUGAUGAACAAUUUUACUUGUAAUUCAGUCUUUCUGAAAUGUGAUUAACCCUCUAAUAUUUCUUAGUGCUGUUUAGCAAAAUUACUUAUGAAAUUGAAUAUUUUUAUGGACGAGAAAUACAAUGUGAAAUGAUUUCACCCUCUUAGAAAUAAGAAAUAUUCACGUUAUGUUGUAGCAGUGGUCAACACUGGUAAAUCUACUAACAAUAUUUGAAAUUGUCUACACUAGUGGUUCCCAACGUUUGAGAGUCUUGUACCCCUUCAAACAUUCAACAUCCAGCUGCGUACACCCUCUAGCACCCGGGUCAACGCACUGUCAAAUGUUGUUUUUUUUGCCAUCAUUGUAAGCCUGCCACACACACACUAUACAAUACAUUCAACAUAAGAAUGAGAAAUCUGGCAGUGGCUUCUGAUUAAAUUCUCACCGAACCGCUUGUUGCAAUUUUGAUGAGGCUCUCUCGUUCAGAUAUCUGUAAGUGGACUGGAGGCAGGGCCUGAAAGGGAUAACGAAUCCAGUUGUGUCAACCGUUUCGGAAAAGUAUGUGCUUAAUUGCAUAUCCAACUCACUCAAGUGCUUCGCUAUAUCACAUUUGACAUUGUAUGUAAGCUUGAGUUUAAAAAAGCAUCACCCAGAUAGGCCAGUCAUGUGAGAAACUCAUCAUCAUGCAAGUGGUCAGACAAGUGAAAAUUAUGGUCAGUAAAGAAAAGUUUAAGUUGUCUCUCAAUUCAAAAGAAACGUUUCAAUACUUUGCCCCUUGAUAACCAGCGUACUUCUGUAUGAUGUAAAAGCAUUACAUGGUCGCUGCCAAUAUGAUUGCAUAGUGCAGAAAAUACACGAGAGUUCAUGGGCCUUGCUUUAAGAAAGUUAACCAUUUUCACUGUAGUGUCCAAAACGUCUUUCAAGUUGUCAGGCAUUCCCUUGGCAGUAAGAGCCUCUCGGUGGAUGCUGCACGGUACUCAAGUGGCAUCGGGAGAAACUGCUUGCAUGCGUAUUACCACUUCACUAUGUCUCCCUGUCAUGGCUUUUGCACCAUCGGUACAGAUACCAACAUGAGCAGCAGCUACGUUUGGCUACAUACAGAUCGUUAGUGGAAUUCCAGCAAGAGAGUAACGGUUCAUGUGAUUGGAUGUUAAUUAUUUGACUAGCCUACCUGUAUUUGACACUAGAUGGUUUCAUUUUAUUUUUGGCAGUGAAACAAGGCAACUCAGAAGAUUAAAAAAAGCUCACCCAAAUGUAUAGCCCGGUUGGAAAAUAUAAAUGGACUGUUUGAAAAUGUGGAGAGAAAAAAAGUAAAAUGUUAAUUUUUUUAUUUUCUUACUGUUGAUCACAUUUUAUUUGGCAUACCCCGACGGCAUUGCACCCCAGUUUGGGAAUACCUGGUCUACACAAUAGAUGUGUUGUGUUCAUGGACAAUACUGGAUGACAAUUUAAUGGAACUUUAUGAAUGAUGAUCUCCAUAUCAGAGCUUGAACAAGCACCUUUUUACUAGUUUUCCUGAUUCAUUAAAAUCACAAAGGUUUAUACAGUAA